CAUUAUGACAAUGACAGUCACGACUUUCAAAUGACAUAUCGAAGGAAAUAAUUAAUAACAAUAUAAAUGUAUUUAAAAAUGCUUAUCCGUCUUUCUUUAGUUCACAAAUAGAAAGUGCGUCGUUGUAUUAUCCAAAAUGAGAACCCGAAGUAAUUCGGGCGUCCGUUUAGAUUAUUAUCAAAGAGUUGUGCAUAAGUUAAUUUUAGAUCAUCAGCAACCGGUUACUGGUUUGUUUCCAGCCAGCCCUCAUAAUGACCAUGCGUGGAUCAGAGACAACCUUUAUUGCAUAUUGGCAGUUUGGGGACUGUCCAUGGCAUUCAAAAAGAUUGCUGACCAGGAUGAAGAUCGUGCUAAAACAUAUGAGCUAGAGCAAAGCUGCGUAAAGUUGAUGAGAGGUCUUCUUAUGGCUAUGAUGCAGCAAAAAGACAAGGUAGAGAAAUUUAAAAGCACUCAACACCCUCAUGAUUCUCUGCAUGCGAAGUAUUCCUCUAUAACUGGAAGAAUUGUUGUUAAGGACAAUGAAUGGGGACAUUUACAGAUUGAUGCAAUUUCAUUAUAUCUCCUCAUUUUAGCUCAAAUGACUGCAUCUGGUUUGCAAAUAGUAUUUUCUCUAGAUGAAGUUGCAUUCAUCCAGAACUUAGUUUUUUAUAUUGAAUCAGCCUACUGCACUCCUGAUUAUGGAAUAUGGGAAAGAGGAGAUAAAACAAAUCAUGGGUUACCUGAACUCAAUGCUAGCUCAAUUGGUAUGGCCAAAGCGGCUCUGGAAGCUAUGAAUGAGCUGGACCUUUUUGGUGCUCGUGGAGGGCCUUCAAGUGUCAUACAUGUCUUGGCAGAUGAGGCUCAAAAAUGUCAAGCUGUCUUGCAGUCAAUGUUGCCAAGAGAAUCUAACAGCAAAGAGUUGGACUCCGGCUUACUAUCAAUCAUAAGCUAUCCAGCAUUUGCUGUUGAUGAUCCACAGUUAAUAACUAAAACUAGAGACACAAUUGUUUCAAAGCUUCAAGGAAAAUAUGGUUGCAAAAGAUUUUUAAGAGAUGGUCACAGAACACCAAGAGAGGACCCUAGCAGACUUUAUUAUGAACCAUGGGAAUUGCGAAUGUUUGAAAAUAUAGAAUGUGAAUGGCCAUUAUUCUUUUGUUACCUUAUACUAGAUUAUUGCUUUCAAGGAGAUAAGGUCAAUCUUACUGAAUACAUGCAAAAGCUAGAGAAAAUAAUGAUAAGAAAAGAUGAUGGAAUAAAAUUAGUCCCUGAAUUGUAUUCUGUGCCAGGAGAUAAAGCACACUUGGAGCAAAUAGAACCAGGCAGUCAAGAAAGAAUACCACUAGGAAGAUGUCCAUUUAUAUGGGCUCAAUCAUUAUAUAUACUAGGAAAAUUGUUACAAGAGGGAUUUUUAGCAGUUGGAGAAUUAGACCCCCUAAACAGAAGACUCUGUUCAGAAAAAAAACCGGAUGUUGUGGUUCAAAUUGUGAUAUUGGCUGAAGAUAAUGAAAUAAGGGAUAAACUGCUUGAAUAUGACUUGCAUGUUCAAACAAUCAGUGAGGUGGCUCCCAUUGAAGUACAACCAGCCAGAGUUCUCAGCCAUUUAUAUACAUAUUUAGGUCGUAAUAAAAAACUAGGAUUAUCUGGAAGAAAGUCACGGGAUGUGGGCAUUCUUAGCACAAGCAAAUUGUAUUCAUUAAAUGAACGUAUAUUUGCUUUUACACCUCAAUUUUCUGACAUGCAACGAUUCUUCAUAGCUUCUGACUAUGAAUUGAUGGUUGACAUGCUAAAAGCUGAAAUUGCUUUCUUGAAGUCUUCAUGGCAAAAUCUUCUCGGGAGACCGCUUGUGGUUUUGACUUUGAAUGACAUGAAUUUAGAUCAAGGUAAAAUUCCCAUGGCAAUGAUAACUACAAUGAAAAAAUUGAAAUCCGGUUACAUUAAUGGUACCAGAGUGACUCUUGGAAACCUCGGCGACUUCUUGAGUACAUCUGCCAUAACUAAUUUAAGCUUCUUAGGAAGUCAGGAGGAAGGGUAUCCAGAUAAGCUGAACCCGCAAGUCCAGAGCUACCUGGAGGAGCACCUGCUGCGCUCGUUCAGCAGCCGCCUGAGCGUGCUGGCGCGCCCGCCGGCCGUGCGCCACGCGCGCGCGCUGCGCCGCCGCAUGUCCGUGCGCGGCGCCAUCAAGAAGACUCGCUCCAUCAACGUCGACUCCGAUACUCUAGGAAUGGAAGGAGAAUACGUCGGAUCCCACUUACUUGAAAGAAAACCAUCUUGGCUAGAGGUGGAACCGGGACGUAGUCCGUCGCCGGAAGAUGCAAAGAAACGCGCCUUUACCAAGGGUACGUCGACUACGAGUUUGGGAAUAACGACACCUACAAUUGAAAUAAGCAAGGAAUCGACCCCUCCACCGCCGAAAGAAGAAGGAACAGUAAAAAACGUGCUUCUACGAAAUCGAACGAUAUCGGAAUCUCAAAAUAUAUAUGCUGAACAAGAAACAGACGAACUGAUCGCGAUGUUACGAGAGACGGAGAGCCUCGACGAGCAAGGGGACAUCUUGCAGUACUUGGUUGACACACAUGGACUCGAAUUUAAUACUGGCAUGCAAGAAAACGGUAAACACGUGACUGUGAAAGACUUACUCAAGGUGCUCUACGAGAAAGCAUGCAGUCAGAAGUUGUGGGGCCUCGUGAGACACACUGCUGGCAUGCUCGGGAAGAGAGUGGAAGAUCUAGCCAAGGCCGUGACCGACUUGCUCGUGAGGCAGAAACAGAUCACCGUUGGCAUGCCGCCGAACAACGAACAUACGAUCAUUGCUCCUCUACCGGAGAAUGAACUAAGACAGCUCAUACAUGUGUCAUUACGUCGUGAAAAACAUGGAAAUGAUGAUAAAAAGGCAUAUGGUGAUGAUGAAAGUACAGCCAUGUUAACCCAAGAGCUGCUGGUGUAUCUCGCUAUGUUCAUACGAACUGAACCCCAGCUGUUCCUGGAGAUGUUGCGUCUGAGAGUUGGACUCAUAAUACAAGUAAUGGCAACGGAGCUCUCACGCACGCUUUCCUGCGACGGAGAGGAAGCUUCAGAACAUUUACUUAAUUUGUCGCCUUUCGAAAUGAAGAAUCUCCUACAUCACAUACUCAGCGGCAAGGAAUUUGCAAUAAACAGCGCCAACUCGCUUAUUGACAUUAAGGAAAAGUUCGCUAAAAAUAAAGUUGGUCGAGGCAAUUUUUCGAUUGUAAGCAACAAGUCAAAUCGUUACACAAAGAAAUCUCAAAUUCUAUUGGAAGGUCAAGGACUCCAGGGUACCAUAGAUGAAGCACCAAUAACGGAACCAGACCGUCAAGGACAGUGGUUAAGACGCCGACGUCUCGAUGGAGCACUAAAUCGCGUCCCGAGAGAUUUCUAUCAACGUGUGUGGGCCGUUUUGGAAAAGUGUCAAGGCCUAGUAAUACAAGGCAAGGUUCUACAGCCAAACUUGACCCAGGAGAUGACAUCCGGCGAGCUGAAAUUCGCUCUAGCAGUGGAAACCGUACUGAACUCGAUCCCGCAACCAGAAUACCGUCAGUUGGUCGUCGAGGCCCUCAUGGUACUGACAUUGGUCGUAGAGUACAAAGCGGUCAACCAUCUCGGCGGGACUAUAACAGUCGAACAUCUAGUGCACAAAGCUAACCAAAUAUUUUUAGAGGACCAGACGCGCUGCUCCGGCGACGCGACGCUGUGCUGCGCCAAGGAGGGCGCGGGGGCGGGCGCGGGCGGCGCGGGGGCGGCGGGCGCGCUGGUGUGCGGCGGCGCGGCGGGCGUGUGCCAGCUGCUGUACGACAGCGCGCCCAGCGGCCGCUUCGGCACCAUGACGUACCUGGCGCGCGCCGUGGCCGCGCUGCUGGCCGAGCGCCUGCCCGCGCACGAGCCCGUGGAGUGCGCCAUCACAUAGGUCCCGAUCGAACAAUCAACAACACUUCUGUGAAAUUUCACCAUCAUAAAUUACAUGGGACGUGCCCUCGUGGACAACUACAACUACCGCGUCACGUAGCCUAUAUACUACAUAGUCAGUUUAGAUAUUCCAAAUUGAAGAUUUCAGUUCAAUAUAUGUAUUAUGUACUUUUUAUAGAAAUUGUUAAUUUUAGUUUAGACAGUCUAUUAUUUGAAAUAUGGUAAAAACAAAAAGUAAUCAAUUUAUCAGAAAGAUUUAGCCAUAAUACAAUAAAAUUAUUAUAAAAUAACUCACUCCAUACAAUUACUAAUUUUAUAAUCUGUAUUUAAUAGAAAUAUAAAAUAUACACAGCUAUAUAAGAACUGAUGACAGCAAAAUCAAAUAAAUAUUAGUUUAGUUCACAAAAUAUCUGUCAAAAAAACAAAAGUAAUUGUCUACUUCCAUGACUACAACUUAAUAUUUGCUGAGAAACUAAUAUUUUAACAAAGAUUCUUUUCUUGACUUAUUUAUUAUAAAGAUUCAUAGACAAAGGAUAAAAUAUAAAAAAUACAUUAAAAAUAUUUUUGUAACUAGAAAGGUAAAAAAUUAAAGUAAAACUAUUAAAUAAAAAUUCAAGAUUUGAGAUAAGCCAGUGUGACCGAUAUGUUAAAGUUACUGAAAAUGUUUCUAGAAGACUCCAUAUAUUUAGGACGUUAUAAUUCAAGAUUCAUAGUAAUUAUAACAACAUAUAAUAAAGAAUUACUCUUAUACUAAUACCUGACCUAAUUAUCUCCUACAUGGAUCAAGACUAACUUUGCUACCAAACUGAUGCCUCAUCUUAAAUUACUGUGAGGAAUAUUUUAUCUUGUGUAUGAUGUUUUUCAGUAUUGGCUAUUUUAUUUAAUUCAAAUAUAUUAUGUGUUAAAUUUUUUAUUUCUUAGUUUAUCAAUGAAAUGAGAUAACUUUUGAAUAAAUGUUAUUAAAAAUUAUAAUUUGUAUAGAUAUAUUAUUAUAAUUAGUAUUGUUUAUUUAAGUAUUAUUCUUGCAUGACUAUCAUUUUGAAAUAGAUGAGAAUUUUAAUAUA
Vanessa tameamea is the source of this 4964-nucleotide messenger RNA. RefSeq names its product probable phosphorylase b kinase regulatory subunit alpha. The record is from RefSeq and is a predicted model, not a curated record. The transcript has 20 exons. Bases 137 to 3901 code for a protein of 1254 amino acids. Gene Ontology annotation, cellular component: phosphorylase kinase complex. NCBI's taxonomy places the organism in Eukaryota, Metazoa, Arthropoda, Insecta, Lepidoptera, Nymphalidae. Gene Ontology annotation, biological process: glycogen metabolic process. Gene Ontology annotation, molecular function: calmodulin binding.